UCCCGCUGGCUGCGGUAGGCCCGGCGUGCAGCCGGCAUGGAGCUACUCGGUUACCUGUUGAUGCUUCUGCUGUGUCGGGCUGUGUCGGGCGAUACUCACUCUCUGAGCUACAGCUUCACUGUGAUUUCCAAGUCUGGGCCUGGACAGCCUCGAUGUGAGGUGCGAGGCUGGGUGGAUGAGAAGCCUUUCCUCUAUUAUGAGUGUGGCAGCUGGAAGGCCAAACCUUUGGGUCCCCUAGGAGAGAGGGUAAAUGCCACCAAAGUCUGGGCAGAAUUGCCCCAAACCCUGAAUGAUGUGGAGCAAGAGCUCAGGAACACUCUGCAUGACAUCAAACUGGAGCAAAACAAGACCAGGGGUGCACAUCCUCCCACCCUGGAGGCCCAGAUGUCCUGUCAGCAUGAAGCAGACGAAUGCAGGGAGGCAUCCUGGAAUUUCAGCAUUGACGGACGGAUGUUCCUCCUCUUUGACUCCAUCCACACCAAGUGGACAGCGGUCCAUCCUGGAGCCGGGACCAUCAAGGAGAAGUGGGAGAGUGACUGGGUGCUGGCACAGUAUCUCAGGAAGGUCUCAAAAGGAGACUGUAGUCACUGGCUAAGGGAAUUCUUGAAGUACUGGGAGAAAAUGCCAGAGCUGGCAGUGGCACCAACUCUGGCCGUGGAGACCCCCCAGCCUCCAGCCAUCCAGCUACCUGCAUGGCUCAUAGCAGUGAUUUGCUUCGUAUUUCUCCUCAUCGUCAUCAUCAUCAUCAUCAUCUCCAUCAUGGUCAUCAAGAAAUACUGUAGUCGGGAUCGUAAGAGAGAUGAGGCACACGAUGGCCCCCCGCUCUUGGACAGGCUUUAGCCUGGUCAGAAUCCCUCCCCACUGAACCCCACUGGACCCCUGGGCACCAGCCCAUGGCUCCAUAGAAAUGAUGCACUUUAUAACUGAGCCUGGAGACCCCAUUCCAUGUGGUGCUGGGCAUGACUCUGUCCUUGUGCUGGGAGCUGGUGUGGGCUGCAGGAAAGAUGUGAGCAGAGGGAAAAACUAGCCUCUCUUUCUGAAAGUGGGGCAGGACCUGAGAUCUGGAAAGCCUGGGGAGGGCUGGUGUCCUGUGUGGUCUGCCCCAUGACUCUAGCAGAGCUGUGGUGUAGACGACAUCAUGUGCCCCAAGCUCUUGACCUCCCAAGGCUCACCAUCCUGAAUCCAGCCCUUGGCUCCAGCAGCAGCACGGAGAGCACAUGCAGCAGCAGCGCCCUGACUUGGUGGAACGCCUACAUAGAUAGCUUCAUGGUGAAAGGGAUCUGUCAGGGUGAAGCCAUCAUUGGCUAUAAGGACUCUGCCCUCCAUCAGGGCCCCCAUCUCAGGAAAACCUUCAUCAGCAUCACACCAGCGGAAGUGGGUGUCCUGGUUGGCAAAGGCUGUUCAAGGUUUUACAUGAAUGGUCUGCUACUUGUGGGCCAGAAGUGCUCUGUGAUCUGAACCUCACUGCCGACAUGGAUUCAUACCAAGAGCACCAUGGGAGCCCCAGCUUUAACAUCACUGUCACCACGACUGCCAAGACGCUGGUUCUGCUGAGGGCAAACAAGGUGUCCGGGGGUGUGCCGGUUUGAAUGUAUUGUGUCCCCCAAAUGCCAUUAUCUUUGUAGUCUUGUGGGGCAGAUGUUUUGGUGCUGGUUAGAUUUGCUUGGAAUGUGCCCCACCCAGCUGUGGGUGAUGA
Molecule: messenger RNA, 1696 nt
Organism: Choloepus didactylus (southern two-toed sloth)
Lineage: Eukaryota; Metazoa; Chordata; Mammalia; Pilosa; Megalonychidae
Product: UL16-binding protein 1-like
Exons: 4
Coding region: 37-840 (267 amino acids)
Biological process (GO): immune response; antigen processing and presentation of endogenous peptide antigen via MHC class Ib; positive regulation of T cell mediated cytotoxicity
Cellular component (GO): external side of plasma membrane
Source: RefSeq, a predicted model, not a curated record